GCGUCGUCGCACGCGUUCGAUGAAAGUCCACUACCGGAAUUCAUGGCUUUCUAUCACAUUUCCAAUACAUACUAGACAUCAUUUAAAAACAAAAUAUGAAUUGUCAAUAUAACUGGCAAUGAAUAACCGUGAUUAGUUAUCACACAAUAUUUAAAUGUCGAAUGAAAAAUUCGAAAAAGUUCAAGUUCGAAGUGAAAGAUUUUUUUUUGUGCAACGAAAGUGAAUAAUUUGAUAGUGUAUGAAUUCAAUAUCAGCUGCUUGGUGAAACAAAUAAGUGUACCUGUUUAAUUUUAUCGAAGAUAUUCGAAUGGAAAAUUUGAGAUUUCAUCAAAAUGGAUCUAAGGAAUCAAAUCCCGAUAGAGCGUUGCCGCACACUGCACCAUGGGUCAAGAACAGUCAUACGCUGGGCAUAGCAUACCGCAAGUGAGAAGAUAUAAGAACAAAUACGACUCACAGUGCAGGACUCCCAUUGACUACAGGUCGAGCGACUUCGACGACACAGACUAUAAGCGACACAAAAUUAGAAGAAGUGCCGACAGCUACAGAAGCGACAACUCCUCAAUCGAAAGCAGCGGGUACAGAAGCGGAUCCAGCGCUUACGAAUGUCACUCCGAAAGAUCCUCCAAAAGUGAUUACUACUGCACGUCUUUAUACAAGAACGACCAUUAUAAGGACGUCAAUAAAGAAUUAUAUAAGCCCGUCAAGAUUCCCAAGGAGAAACGUUACAAAUUGCAGCUUUUUGAUGUCGAAAACGAAGAAUUGAAAACUGCACGACUCAAUAGUUACUUGAGUGACACUGAAGCUCACUCGAAAACGUCCACGCAAAAGAAAGGUGGUAUAAGGAAUUACACGCCUAAAAUACUCGAAGAAGAGCAGAAGAAAAAAGUUGAUAGGAGAAUAUAA
Molecule: messenger RNA, 903 nt
Organism: Achroia grisella
Lineage: Eukaryota; Metazoa; Arthropoda; Insecta; Lepidoptera; Pyralidae
Exons: 2
Coding region: 382-903 (173 amino acids)
Source: RefSeq, a predicted model, not a curated record